GUCGUCUACCUCGAGGAUCUCGAAGGGCCUAUAAAGGCCGCAAAGGAGAACGUGAAGCGCGACGCGUCGCAGUCAUCGAAGCCAUCUCCGGCCAAGUCAGAUUCAUCCGAGCGAAAGACGCAGACGGGCGCAACAAAACGUCAAAUGACGCUCAAGGAUAUGUUACCUUCCGGGUCAUCUACUCCCAAGACACCAGUCGCGAAGAAAGCUCGAACGGCACUAUCUGCCAACCCGUCUCUCAACUCUAUCCCUUUCUCUCUCUCCGACUUCCAGAGUACGUUCUCAGAUGAGGAGAAGAAGCUGCUUGCUUUGGAAUGCCAGACCAUGGGAAAGAGCUGGCUGAAGCUUCUCAAAGACGAGAUUCGGCAACCGUACUUCAUGAAGCUGAAAAGAUUCCUUCUUGAGCAAGGGGUGAAGGGCCCAGAUGAUAGUGCUCCGAACUUGAAGGUAUACCCAGCACCGAAGAACAUUUAUGCAUGGUCGAACCUAACCCCUCUGGGUAGAGUGAAGGUCGUCAUAAUUGGUCAAGACCCGUACCAUGGCCCCGGACAAGCUCACGGUUUGUGCUUCUCAGUUCCGCCGGGCGUCUCCGUCCCACCUUCCUUGCGGAACAUCUACGCUGAGAUUAAGUCCGAGUAUCCUUCGUUCGAGCCACCAAAGCACGGCACGCUGACCACUUGGGCUGAGAACGGUGUCUUGCUGCUCAACACAGCUCUGACUGUGAAGGCCAAUGAGGCGGGUUCCCACUCUAACCAGGGCUGGGAGCAGUUCACCGAUAAAGUCAUCGACGUAGUCGACCGUUUCGGUGGCGCAAACCUUGGCGACAAGAACAGCGCAUCUGCCGGUCGUGGUCGUGGCAUUGUCUUUUUGGCAUGGGGCGCGUGGGCGGCCAAACGCAUUGCGAAGCUUGACAAGAAAAAGCAUCUCAUCUUGACCAGCCCUCACCCGUCCCCGUUGAGCGCUCACCGUGGAUUUUUGGGCAACGGUCAUUUCAAGAAAGCCAACGACUGGCUCGAGGAAAAGUAUGGUGCUGAUGGCUGUGUCGACUGGACCAACCUGUGAUCAACCACACUGCGUUUCGCCCGCUCGCGCCCAUGUUUGAUCGUCGAUGUCCGCAUUGUAUAUGAAUGAUAAGCCAACUUCUUGGGUUACUGCUGCGCUCCCGGACCUACAUCUCCCAUGACCGCUAUGUAUAUAUUCUAAUCUUGUCUCCUGCGACGGCGCUCGGUCGCUAGUCGGAGUUCGACCUCGACCUCGACCACCCGCAGUCGUCUCCUCCAACGUCAUCGAAACACAAACUUCCGGCAUCCCGCGCGGUGUCUCCUCGAGCUCGGGUCUCUGCCUGUCGACUCAACACCUCUUGAUGAGCCCUUUUCGGGCACCUGUCGACAGGUGGCAGCGCAAGCGCGCUCGUACCGCCGCCAGGGUCGCGCCCGGGUUCCUGCGCGCGCGCGCCCAGUGCAGCGUGGCCACCUCGAGCGUGUGCGCCGGCGGCCCGUGGCGAAACAUGCAUUGCUCCCGCCCUCGUCCGGUCGAUCUACUCGCCGGGCGCACCCUCUGCGCCCCCGUCAGACGUCCUGAUCCCGACGCGCCCUUGUACUCAACGGUUGUCCCGCUCCUCACCGCCGUCAAUGCUCCGGUGCCUCGAUGAUGGAUACUGCUUCUCGCUCUGCUGUUGUCGCUGUCGCUGUCGCUGUCACCACUCGCCUUCUCUCGCCUCGAUCACGCCCACGCCCCCAACCGCCUCCUUGUACGUACCACCCCCCGCUCC
This is a messenger RNA of Trametes versicolor FP-101664 SS1, 1771 nucleotides long. RefSeq names its product uracil-DNA glycosylase. Gene Ontology annotation, molecular function: uracil DNA N-glycosylase activity. Gene Ontology annotation, cellular component: mitochondrion; nucleus. The record is from RefSeq and is a predicted model, not a curated record. Lineage: Eukaryota; Fungi; Basidiomycota; Agaricomycetes; Polyporales; Polyporaceae. Gene Ontology annotation, biological process: base-excision repair; base-excision repair, AP site formation via deaminated base removal. The transcript has 9 exons. The coding region runs from base 145 to 1062 and encodes 305 amino acids.